ACAAACAAACAUCAUUCCAAAAUUGAAUCUAACUGACACAGAAUCGAAAAAUUAAACAUUGUUAUAUAACCAGUUUCACACCCAGAGUUUCAGUAAAACUUAACAAUGGAUUGCGCAAAAUUUUUAACGAGCGUUACAAAAAGACGAAAACCGAGUAUUAUUCGUGAAUGGGCAAAAAGAUUUAUCGAAACUCCAAAUGGGAUAAGUCUGGCGAACGGAAUGCCAAAUACAAAAACGUUUCCCUUCGAAGAGAUCACCGUGACGUAUAAAAACGGCAUCAAAGGAAAAUUAACAGGAGACGAGUUGUCUUACGCCCUCCAAUAUGGUCCUUCUCAGGGGUGCAUACCAUUGGUAAAGAAGAUGCGAGAACUCCAAAUACAUUUGCACAAACCAGCAUAUAAUGACUGGGAUAUACUUUUCACAUCAGGAUCGAUGGACGGGUGCAACAAAAUUUUCGAAAUGAUUCUAGAACUUGGAGAUCCUGUAAUGGUUCAAGUACCGACUUACAAUGGAAUUCUGAACGCACUUGCACCAUUCGCGCCAGAGUUCCUUGAAAUUCCACAAGAUCAUAAUGGAAUAAUACCAGAGAUCAUAAUCAAAAUUUGCAAAGAAAGAAUACGCGAUGGUAAACCAUUACCAAAAAUUAUUUACGUGAAUCCAACGGGAGCGAAUCCAACGGGAACGGUUUUAUCUGAGUCUCGAAGAAAAAAACUUUACGAAGUAGCUGUAACAUACGACUUUUUAAUCCUGGAGGACGAUCCUUAUCGUGUUCUUCAGUUUCUCGAUAAGAAACCUACAACAUUCCUCGAAUUAGACACCGAGGGACGCGUACUGCGUUUGGACUCUUUUAGCAAAAUUCUUAGCGCUGGAAUUCGUUUAGGUGUUGUUACAGCGCACAAAGAGUUCAUUAAAAAAUUAACGAUGCACAUGGAAACGACAAAUAUCCAUGCUUCUUCGAUGUCGCAAAUGUUAUUGUUUAAAUUGUUGAACACAUGGGGUCAAGAUCAGUUGGAGCAACAUUUUAACGAAAUUCAGAGAUUUUAUCGUGAAAGACGAGAUAUCAUGCUGUCCUCGAUUGAAAAACAUCUUUCAGGGUUGGCAGAAUGGAAUGUCCCGCAGGGUGGAAUGUUCGUUUGGUUAAAGAUAAAUGAAAUUAAAGACGUAAUGGAAUUGGCAAGCAAGAAAUGUAUUUCCCAAGGGAUUUUUAUUAUUCCCGGUCAUGCGUUUAACUACGACAAGUCGAAACUAGAACAUCAUCUGAGACUUUCUUAUAGUUACGCGACACCGACAGAAAUCGAUAAGGCACUCUCAAUACUAGCAAAGUUAAUACGUGAAGAAAUAGGAAGACAGAAUCAGAAAUAA
Habropoda laboriosa is the source of this 1362-nucleotide messenger RNA. RefSeq names its product kynurenine/alpha-aminoadipate aminotransferase, mitochondrial-like. Gene Ontology annotation, molecular function: L-kynurenine:2-oxoglutarate transaminase activity; pyridoxal phosphate binding. The coding region runs from base 106 to 1362 and encodes 418 amino acids. The transcript is spliced from 8 exons. The record is from RefSeq and is a predicted model, not a curated record. Gene Ontology annotation, biological process: biosynthetic process. NCBI's taxonomy places the organism in Eukaryota, Metazoa, Arthropoda, Insecta, Hymenoptera, Apidae.